GCCCGGAGCCCGGAGCCGGCGGCGGGGAGGCCCGGCCGGGCAGCCGUGGGGGCCGGCGGCGCCGCACCCUCCGCCAGGCCCCGCGGGAUGCUCCGUGGGAGCCGAGGGCGGAGGCGACACUCUCAGGUAAAGUGGCAAGAUGACGAGCAGCACGUCAAAAGAGGUGCCUUUGCCCAGCGCACGCAGCUUGCAGAGUAAGGAGGCCGCUCAAGCAGAUAUAACCUCAACUUGGGAUGCACUUUAUCAAACUAAGGCUGCUUUGAGACACAUCGAGAACAAAUUAGAAGUGGCCCCGACCAGUACAGCUGUGUUUGAUUCUGUCAUGGACACCAAGAAAUUGCCAGCAAGUGCAACUCGAAAAAUCAGUAGAAAAGAUGGCAGGUACCUGGAUGACCCCUGGGGCAGUGCUCCAGCCUCCAAAGCUUCCAAGUCGCGGAAAGAGAAAUCCCGCAGCCCGCUGAGAGCGACCACACUGGAGAGCAACGUGAGGAAAAGCAACCGUGUGGAAUUCCGCGAGCCUUUGGCUUCCUACAGGGAAAUCCACGGCCCGCCCUCCAGCGUGAGCCCCAACCCGCUGGAACUCAAGCACGGCUGCUGUGUGGGUGCUGCCGAGGACGUGGGCGAGGCGGGGCGCCGGGCGCGCAGCAGCCGGGAAGAGUGGCCCGGCCGAGGCUGUGACCUGGACAGCGCCCACCCGCCCGCCCUCCACGAGACCGUCAUUCGCUUCCUGAACGAUCGGCCGGCCAUCGCCGCCUUGCAGAACGCGGAGAGCGCCACCACUCUGGCCGCGCUGGCGCGAGCGCAGGGAGAGCACCCCGCCAGGGCCCUGGGGAGCGAGAACAGCGCCCAGGCCGCGGGCUGCAACGGGGCCCCCGACGCCGAGUCGCGAGCGCUGCGGCUGGCCGACUCGUCCCCCUCCUCCACCAGCACGGCCAGCUCCCAGCGGCUGGAGCUCCUGCGGCGGCGCCAGCAUGACGUCAAGCUGGAGCGGCUCAAGGAGAGGAUCCGGAAGCAGUGGGAGCACUCGGAGGGAGUCGGCGGGCGGGGCCUGAACCUGGGCCGCCUGGACCAUCCGGUGAUGCUGGUGAACGUGGACAGCGCUGUGACCGCCAAGGUUCGGAAGGUGGCCACCGCGCCCCCUGCUCCGAUAUACCGAGGGUUCAAUACUUCAGAGACCAAGAUCCGGACGCCCGACGGGAAAGUGUGGCAGGAGGCCGAGUUCCAGAGCCUGAGCCGAGAGCUGUGUCGAGACCUGGCGCUGCACCUGGCAGAUGAUGUCUCUGUGAAAGACAAGCCUGCUGACAGAAACAAGGAGAAGAAAAUCGUCAAGCCGGUCCGGAAAGUCCAGAAGGUAGCACAGUUUUCGAGUUCGGAAUGCAGAGCAGGUAGCAGUCGUCUGAUCAGUACGUCCUCCUGGCGAGAUGGACAAAAGUUGGUCAAGAAGAUUCUGGGCCCUGCGCCCCGGAUGGAGCAGAGAGAGCGCAGGACAGCGUCCAGCGACCGUGGUGGGAGGGACAGCGCUGUGGUGCCUGGGGCCACCUUGGGGCGCGCCGACUCCGAGCCCAGGUUAGACGCUGCGCCCAGGCGCCUCCCACGCAGCAUGGAGCGGGCCCGGAGCAGGCCACGGGCCGAGAGCAGCACCCGGAAGGCCGCGCCGGCCCUCACGGACCCGCAGCAGGAGGACGCGGCGGCCUUAAACGCAGACUUCCUCCCCGACGCCAUCCGCGGCAUCCUGGACGAUCUGCAGCUGGAGCCCGCGGCCCAGGCGCCUGGGCCGGACGCUGGAGGGGACGUCCCAAACCAGGCGGUGGCCGCCCCGGCCCCCGUGCCCAGGAGCCAGAGCCCCGGGAAGAGGAAGCCCGACAAGGUGGCGGCCGGCGACGAGCCGCCCGUCACCUCCAAGAAGCGCCACUACGAUUCGGACGAGGUGCGGCAGUACAUCGUGCGGCAGCAGGAGGAGCGGAAGCGGAAGCAGAGCGAGGAGAAGCGGGCGCAGAAGGAGGCCACGGAGCAGAAGAACAAGCGGCUGCAGGAACUGUACCGCAAGCAGAGGGAGGCCUUCGCCAAGGGCCGCGCCGCGCCCCCCGAGCAGGCCCCCGCGCCCCGGCGGCUGCAGGACACCUACUCCAGACUGCUGCUGGGCAGGGGCCCGCUCGAGGAGCCCGCACGGACGCAGGCCGGGCCCGACACGCAGGUCAGACCAGGGUAUCAGCCCUCCGGGGAGUCGGACAAAGAGAACAAAGUGCAGGAGCGUCCCCCCAGCGCAUCGUCCAGCAGCGACAUGUCCCUCUCUGAGCCCCCACAGCCUCUCACCAGAAGGGACGUGGUGGAAUCCACAUGGGUGCAGCCUGACAGAUUGAGUCCCCGAGGUCUCCAGCCGCAGCCGCAGGCCCCGCCUCUCACCAGCGCGGCCGGAAGUUUACUCUCUCAACUCCUGAAUCUGGAGCAUGUUGGAAUCUCGCAUCAGGAUCUUGAAUCUAUUUUCCCAACCAGGAAAACUCCCAACGUGGCUUCAGGACAAUUGACUUUUCUGCCUCAACCGUACGUGACCUCACCAGCUGCUGUUCCCGAUGCCUUGCUCAAACCGAGUGCCAGCCAGUACAAGAGCAAACUGGACCGAAUCGAAGCCCUGAAGCUCACAGCCGCCUCCCUGUCCAGCAGGAUCGAAAGCGAAGCCAAGAAACUAGCCGGCGCCAACAUCAACUAUGGGUCCGUGUGGAACUCCGACGCCGACGUCCAUCCACCGCCCCACGAGGCUGGACCGUGGGCCAAGCCUCCUAGUCCGCCGGUCAAAGAGGACGCCGAGGACGUCUUCUCCGCCCGAAUCCAGAAGAUGCUGGGAACCUGUGUGUCUCACGCGACGUUCGAUGACGACCUCCCGGGCGUGGGCAACCUCAGCGAAUUCAAAAAACUUCCAGAGAUGAUCCGACCUCACAGCGCCAUAUCGAACUUCCGAAUCCGAUCUCCCACCCCCAAGGCAGAGGGGCUGCUGGCCCAGCUGUGUAAGAGGUCAGCGGACUCUUCCGGCUCCGAAGUGCCAACUUCCUCCCAAGACAAGACCAGACGGUCCCUUGGUUCCAGCACAGAGUCUGUCAGUGAGGGGCUGCUGCUUAGCGAGGGGGGUCUCUCGGAAGAAGAGGGGAGCCCCACGGGACGGCCACCUCUGAAGGUGGCCGAGAUCCUGAAGGAGAAGGAAUUCUGUGCCGGGGAACGGAAUGCUUAUGACCCUAUCAAAGAGUUUCAGAAGGAAGCUGAGAAGUUCUUACCACUCUUUGGUCAGCUGGCUGGCAGAUCGAGCCCAGGACCGUGGGAAGAACUGGCCAAGGGAAGUCCGCAUAGUGUCAUUAAUAUUUUCACAAAGUCCUACCAGUUCCAUGGCAAAGGUCUGGAGGACAGGCUGGAAAGAGGAGCAUCGGGCUCUCGGCUGGAGCACGCUGCGGCCUCCCCACCCAGCAGCGCAUCCUACGAAGAUGACUUUGUCUCGUCCUCGGGGAAUGAGACUCUGACGGACCGAAAAUCAACUCUGGAGCCUAACGUUGGCAGCAGCCUCGGUGUCCCGGAGGAACAUUCCAGCAGGAAGUCGGCCUAUGACCCCUCCUCUCUGGACCUCACCUCCCUGCCUUCGUCCGGGGUCCCGUCAGCUGCGUCCUCGCGUUCAUCGUCCUCGAAAGGGAAGAAGGUGAAGAAGGAGAAAACGGAGUGGCGGGAGUCACUCUCCGGAAGUGUCCCGAGUUCUGUCCCCGCUGAGGAACGGCUGCAUUCUGGUGCAGAGCGCGGCUCUCCCCGAGGGAGCAAGUCAGGGGCCAACAGCAGACUCUCAGCCAGAGGCCACGAGCAAGCCCCAGACUCUGACAACACUCUGGAGGAGCUCUCCGGGCACACGCUGAGUGUUUCAUCAGACAAGGGACGGUCUCAGAAAACUCCGACUUCUCCCCUAUCUCCAAGCUCCCAAAAACUCCUUCAGUUCGACCUCCCUGGAACAUCCUUAGAAAGAUCGAGAUCGUCGGUGAUGAUGCCGUCCGCCUCCUCAGGGCUCGGUCCUGCUGCUGCCUUCCCGGAUCUGGCGGGCAGCAGAGCAGCGUCAGAAAAGGCGCCCUCACCAGGUUCUCAGCGCUUUUCUCCUGCCGGCCUCCAGCACCGCAUGGCCGCCGAGCUCAGCUAUCUGAGUGCCAUUGAGGAGUCCGUGCGCCACCUGACAGAUGUCGAGCGGGUCCGUGGCGUGUCACUGGCUCAGCAGGAGAGCGUGUCCCUGGCGCAGAUCAUCAAGGCCCAGCAGCAGCGCCAUGAGAGGGACCUGGCCCUUCUGAAGCUGAAGGCCGAGCAGGAGGCCCUUGCGUGUCAGCGACAGCUGGAAGAGACGCGGAGUCGCGCUGCUCAGGCCCACUCGGAGUCCUUGCAGCAGGUGGUCAGGUCCCAGAGGGAGGCGGCCGAGGUGCUGCAGGAGGCCACCAGUAAGAUGGCCGCUCAGCAGACGGAGACGGCUCGGCUCACCACCGAUGCAGCCCGCCACAUCUGUGAGAUGGCGGAGUUGACCCGGACGCACAUCGCGGGGGCCAUCAGUGCCUCGGGCGCGCCCCUGGCCAUGCUGUAUGACCACCAGCGGCACCACCCUUCAGACAUGGCCAGGCAGCUGCGGGCCAGAGCCGAAACGGAUAGGAAAAAUCAGUCCGUUUCACUUGCUCAGAGUAAGGAAGACACCUUUGACUCAAAGCACCCGAAGUUUGACAGCUACUCCGAGUCUCACAGAUACAAGCAUCGUGACCGCAGAAGUAGCAGUGACAGCAGCCGCCAGGACAGUCCCUCGGCUCUGUCCUCCAGGGACAGUGAGCAGAAGCGCCACGCCGAGAAGCUGGAGAGCUCCAUUGAGGAGCAGGCCCCGACCGCCGUGGACGACUCCCUGCAAAGUGACAGCGUCCCGUCCCUGCCUGAGGAGAAAGAUUCAACUUCAAUCGCAACAGAGUAUUCCCUGAAGUUUGACGAGUCCAUGACAGAGGAUGAAAUAGAGGAGAAGUCCUUCCGGUCUCUGUUACCUUCCGAGAGCCAUCGCCGAUUCAACAUGGAAAAGAAAAGAGGCCAGCACGAUGACUCGGACGAAGAGACGUCCCCUGAGAAGACGACCCCAUCUUCUUCCAAGGAGCUGAGCAUGCCGUUCUCGGGCGGACAGGACAGCUUUUCUAAAUUCACCAUGGAGAUGGUCCGCCAGUACAUGAAGGAAGAGGAAAUGAGGGCCGCUCACCAGUCUUCACUGCUGCGUCUGCGUGAGAAGGCCCUGAAGGAAAAAACCAAGGCUGAACUAGCCUGGCUAGAGCACCAGAAAAAACAUCUCCGAGACAAAGGAGAAGAUGAUAAAAUGCCCCCACUCCGGAAGAAACAGCGGGGUUUGCUCUUAAGACUGCAGCAAGAAAAGGCAGAAAUCAAACGUCUCCAAGAAGCCAACAAGGCGGCUCGGAAGGAGAGACAGCUGAUUCUCAAGCAGCAGGAGGAGAUCGAGAGGAUCCGGCAGACCACCAUCAAGCUGCAGGAGAAGCUCAAGUCCGCGGGGGACAAGAAAUUGGACUCUCCCAGCGAUGAGGAUCUGCGGGAUAACAAAGAGGCCAGCCCGGGCCCGACGGACCUGGAGACCCGCAGCCCGUCCCCCAUCUCCAUCUCCAGCAGUGAGACCAGCAGCAUCAUGCAGAAGCUUAAGAAGAUGCGGAGCCGCAUGGAUGAAAAGUUUCUGACCAAGCGGGAGCAGAAACUGAUGCAGCGGCGCCAGCAUGCCGAGGAGCUACUGGAAUGGAAGCGGCGCCUGGAUGCCGAGGAGGCGGAAAUCCGGCAGAUGGAGAAGCAGGCCCUGGCGGCCUGGGACAAGGAGCUGCUGAAACCGAAGUCGCCCAAGGAGGAUCAGCGGACAGAGCGGAAAGACACAGUGAGCGCAGCGGAGUCGCACAGCGAGAGCUCUGUCCCCGAGGAGCUGGGCUGCCCUGCCGGGUUCCCACCGUCCGAGUCCACCACGGCCGAGCAGCACCGGAGCUCAGCCCCCACCUCCCUCGCCGAAGACCUGGUGUUCUCACAGGGGCUGGAGUCAUCCGCCUCUCCCAGUAAACACUCACCUCCCAAAAGCUGCACGUCUGUGUCAAAGCAGGAGUCCAGCAAAGGGAGCCAUCGGAAUGGCAGCCAAGGCCGCCUGCCCUCCAGGUCCCACCAGCAUUCUCCCAGCUGGUCCGACGAGUCUCUGUCCGUGACACAGUCCGAAACUGCCUCUGACCAGAGUGACAUCGAAGGUCGGAUCCGAGCCCUCAAGGAUGAGCUGCGGAAAAGGAAGUCUGUGGUAGAGCAGCUGAAGCAGGAGCAGAAAAAGAGGCAGAAGGAGAGGCUGAGAGCCCAGGAGGCCAGCCUGAUCAAACAGCUGGAGUCGUAUGACGAAUUCAUCAAGAAAACUGAAGCUGAGCUUAAUCGCGAUUUGGAAACGUCACCAACCGCCAAGCCUCAGAUUAAAACGCUCUCCACCGCUUCCGAGAAACCCAAGAUCAAGCCCCUUCCACUGCACAGAUCGGAGACAGCAAAGACUUGGAAGCCACUGACAGAGUCAGAACGUUCCAGAGGAUCCCUGGGGUCUGUUUCUGAACAAGUCGAUGUUGCCGGGACAGAUACGGAGAGAUCGUCAUCAGAAAAGUCUCUGUCUGGCUCUGCAAAGAGAAUGGUUGAAUUGGACAGCCGAACAGAAGAGCAUUUUCAGACUUCAUCUCCAAUUCUCAGAUCCUCCAGGAAAACCAGGGCAGACCCUGGGGCUUCUCUUGAAAACCUCCCUGAGGUACUCAAGGACUUAAAUGUGCCCAGUCGAAUUCUGGAUGUGUCUGAUAUCAAGGCCGAAGAAACUUCGAGUCAGAAGUCAGACGUACCAGAUGUGGGUCUCGUGGACUCAGAAGAGAGCGCCACCGGAAGUACCCGUUCGAAGCCGUCCGAGGAGUCUGACGUCUUAGUGAAACUAGACACAAAACAAGGACAUUCGUCGGCAGUUCUUCCCAAGGAAGAUCUUUCCUCAGAGUCUCUGGACAUGCAGAACAACCUGAUUCGGUUGGUCAUUAACCGUCUCCAUCAGAAAGAGCCCCAAGAUGGGAUGGACCCGAGUCCAGGCGUCCCGUCGGAAGGAGACUCCCCCUUCUCAGAGCAUCUUCUUGCUCCGAGAGAGACAUCCUACUCGGAAGACUUUGAAGCGUCCUCUUUCAAGAAAGAAAUCACGGCCGGGUCGUGCGGAGGUGACGUGGCAGCGUCCCCCGUGCUCACGCUGCAGAGGGACACCGCGUCUUGCCGAGAGCGGUCCCCGUCGACCCGGAGCUCCGGGAGCAGUGCCACGAGCUUCGGCAGCGACGAUGAGAUCAGCGAGUGCCUCAGCGGCAAGAGCCUCUCGGCCCCCAGCAGCGUCCACUCCGGGCGGCUGCUGGAGCUCAAGUCCCCAACCGAGCUGAUGAAGAGCGAGGAGCGCAGCGACGUCGGGCCCGGCCCGGAGGUGACCGGACCCCUGGCCCCGGCGAAGGACUCGGCCCCCGAGGAGCUGCUCGGCCUCCGCCUUGGGGACCGGGUACUGAUCGGCAACGUUCAGCCGGGCACACUGCGGUUCAAAGGCGAGACGAGUUUCGCCGAAGGCGUCUGGGCCGGCGUCGAGUUGGACAAGCCUGAGGGGAAUAACAACGGCACCUACGACGGCAUCGUCUACUUCGUGUGCAAGGAGAAGCACGGGAUCUUCGCCCCCCCUCAGAAAAUCUCGCGCCUUCCGGAAAGCCUAGACGACCACGCGGGCGCACCGCAAGAGGAAGACGCUUACUCCGAUGAACAGGAGCGAUACGGCGAUGAGGAAGAGAAAGCCAAACAGGGUCCCCAGCUUGAGCGAGAAAAGGAUGCGAUUGAGGCUCUUUCCGAGAAGUUUCUUCCCGGGACGCAGGAAGCAGACACCUCAGGAGAUAAAAGCUUUAAAGCAGAGUCAGACAAGAAGGGACAGGACAUUCAGUUGGGGUCGGACUCCAGCGUCGACCGGGAACCGUCAGUGACAUCACUGGCUUCCUCAAAGGAAAGCAGAGAUCUCUCAGAUGCCACCGAGAGGAGCUCCGGUGCAGGCGACGAGACGCUGGACAGGACCUUCUCUGAGGAGCUGAGCGAGCGGCUGACGGGACAGGAGCAGGGGUCUGCCGCGGCCGUCUCGGAGAAGCCGCCCACCCCCCUUCUGGACCUGUUGGCAAGAGAAAAGGACCACUUGGAGGCCCAGAUCCGGUCGUCCUCGAAGAAGCAGGUGGAGACCGUCAGCCUGCUGACCGAGAGCUUGCUGGAAGUUUUCGUCAAGGACACAGUCAACCAGCUGCAGCAGAUCCACAGAGCUCGGCAGGAGAAAAUCCAGCUCAGCAACCAGGAGUUGCUCGAGGAUGAGCAGGGAGGAGCCCCGUCUCCGGACCGAACCCCGAGUCUGGACACACGGCCACCUGCCGUCCCAGAGUGCUACUUGCGGUCUGAACUGGAAGAUGAGAAAGAAGAGGUGUCCUCGCCCGAUCUCUAUCCCCGGCCCGAGAGUCCGGUGUUCGGCGCCAGUGGACAGGAAGAGCUUGCUAAGAGACUUGCCGAGCUCGAGGUCAGUCGGGAGUUCCUCAGCGUCUUAGGGGACGACCAGGAUUGGUUCGAGGAGGACUUCGGUCUGAGCUCUUCUCACAAGAUCCAGAAGAACAAGGCGGAAGAAACCAUCGUCCCCCUGAUGGCCGAGGCCAAGAGAGCCGCCCCGCAGGCCUGUGAAGUGCUGCUGGCCGUGCCGCACACUGCCCAGGAGGUCGAGCUCCUCGUCCACGGCGCCGCGGAAGAACUCUGGAAGCGCCGAGAGGCAGGGGACGCUCUGCACACCAUCAGCGUCCCUGCAAAGCUGCUGGGCGGGACCAGCAACAGUCUGGACCUCGAGAGCACGAGUAAGAGGGUCUACAAACAGGCGGUUUUUGAUCUCACACGAGAGAUUUUUGAGGAAAUCUUCGCCGAAGAUCCCAACUUGAACCAACCCGUGUGGAUGAAGCCGUCCAGGGUCAACUCGAGUUAUUUCCGGCGUGUGAAAAAUCCCAACAGCCUAGAUGAGAUCAAGAACUUCAUAGCAACGGAAGUGCUCAAGUUAUUUAGUCUGAAAAAGGAGCCCAAUCACAAAACCGACUGGCAGAAAAUGAUGAAGUUUGGGAGGAAGAAGAGAGACCGAGUCGAUCACAUCCUGGUUCAGGAGCUCCACGAGGAGGAGGCCCAGUGGGUGAACUACGACGAGGACGAGCUAUGCGUGAAGAUGCAGCUGGCCGAGGGCAUCUUCGAGAGCCUCUUGCGGGACACAGUGGACGUGCUGAACCGCAUCAGCGACAGGCAGGGCCGGGCGCUGCUCGUGUGACAGUUUGCCAAUAAACCGCCCCCUGAGUGCUAAUGUGAGUCCCGGGCCUUUCUGCCCCCCGACCCGCACCCCGUCUCCAUCUGAGCCACAGUGCUGCCGGACCUCACCCCUGUUCGGAAGGACUUCCGGGUCGGAGUUCACGGGACAGUGCAGUCUGGCUGCACGCGCAGCCUUUUCCUCUGGAGACUGUCCGCUGGACUGGCUGUGGGGGGCAGGGCGCGCCCCUGGUGUCCAUGGAGUGUGUGGUUCUGCGCCUCAUUCCAGCUCGGGUGAGGGCCACAGGCAGCAGUCCAGCCUCAGCGGAGACGGGGCGGAGCCUCCCCUCACAGGAAGUCAGGAGAGAGGCGGGGACGAUGGCAUCCGAGUGUCCCGGCCCCGUAACCUUCUGGUCUCUCGACAGUAUUAAGCCCUUGCCCUGCUUCUCGGCAGACACGUUCACUCAUCUCUGCCCGCGUCACUCGCUGGGGGGCGGCGGGAGUCGCCUCCUGUCUCUUUGAGGACCAUCUUCUCCCUUACGCAGUUGACCAGCGCCCAGUGGACGAACCGGUUAGCAGACAUCAGUGCUGACCUGUGGCUGCGGAAAGGAAAUCAGGCUUCCGAGCACGGCCGGAAGAAUCGAGACCCAGGCAGGGCGGCUUCUGCGGCCCUCGCCCGGCCUCGCACUUCCCUCAGUCCUUCUGAACCUCUACCAGUACUUCUGAGCACACCGAAAGCCAGAGCCUCAGGACCACCUCAGGCCACCCCGCGCGGACGGCGGAAGCGGCCAGAAGUCACAUCGGCCGUCACUGAGUCCAACCCGGCCGCUUCUCCCACCCGGCCAGACGCUGCGACUAGCGCGCAGGACGGGAGCGUGUGCGCCCGAGACAAACGCACCGCCCGUUGUGCCCGUCGUGUGCUGCACAACUCUCUUAAUUUAUUGCUAGGUAAAUUAUUGCGAGGUCGACAGUGUGUGUCCGCCCGGAAGUGAGCGUCUUCUUGUCACAGUUCAGCCUUCUGUCUUGCCGCCUCUGGGGCUCGCGCUUUUUGCACAGGAAACCGAGGUUCUCACGCGCCCCUCGAGGGUCAGUGGAAGAAGAGGCGUUUUCCCUCCAGACCACCCACAGCAGCGGGCCUGGGAGGAAGCGAACGAAGGCCCCUCCGAGCUCGGUUCUGCCUCUGGUACCGUUGCUUCCCUGAACGGAACCGCAUCAGACUCCAGCACGCGUGCACGCGCGGGGCCUCCUCUGCCCGCGCCCCCGGCCCUGCUCUCGACUGGCCCUCCU
Molecule: messenger RNA, 10641 nt
Organism: Sorex fumeus (smoky shrew)
Lineage: Eukaryota; Metazoa; Chordata; Mammalia; Eulipotyphla; Soricidae
Gene: CEP350
Product: centrosomal protein 350
Exons: 38
Coding region: 140-9379 (3079 amino acids)
Biological process (GO): microtubule anchoring
Cellular component (GO): centrosome
Molecular function (GO): microtubule binding
Source: RefSeq, a predicted model, not a curated record